Messenger RNA from Aspergillus calidoustus, 2988 nucleotides. The record is from the annotation of a GenBank genome assembly. NCBI's taxonomy places the organism in Eukaryota, Fungi, Ascomycota, Eurotiomycetes, Eurotiales, Aspergillaceae.
AUGGCAACCAUCAAGGCCAUCGAAGCCCGCUCGGUUCAUCAAAUCCAAUCCGGUCAAGUUAUCGUUGACCUGUGCUCCGUGGCGAAGGAGCUUGUGGAAAACAGUCUCGACGCGGGGGCUACUUCAAUCGAGGUUCGAUUCCGGAAUAAUGGUCUUGACUUGAUCGAGGUGCAGGACAACGGGAACGGAAUAUCGCCGGAGAAUUACGAGAACGUUGCCCUUAAGCACUAUACGUCAAAACUAUCCUCCUUCGACGACCUCCUCCGGCUGCAAACCUUCGGCUUCCGCGGUGAAGCUCUAUCGUCGUUAUGCGCCCUCUCGGAUUUCCAAAUCACGACCGCGCAGGCGAACCAGGCCCCUCGCGCAACACGGCUUGAAUUCGAACAAUCAGGAAAGCUGAAGAAAACACAGGUGGUUGCGGGACAGAAGGGCACAACUGCGUCGGUGGAAGGUUUGUUCAAGAAGCUGCCUGUUCGGCGUCGAGAGCUGGAGAAGAACAUCAAGCGCGAGUAUGGCAAGGUGUUGAAUCUGCUGCAUGCGUACGCGUGCAUCAGUACGGGCGUGCGCUUCAGCGUGAAGAACACGCUAGCCAAGAAGAGUGCGGUGGUGUUCACUACGAACGCGAACCAGACGACGAAGGAGAAUAUCGCCAAUGUCUAUGGCGCAAAGACACUACUUGCACUGAUACCUCUGGAUCUCGAGCUUGAGUUUGAACCGUCGGCUGCUGGACGGCGGACGGUCGCAGACGAGACAAAUCGGAUACAGGUCCGCGGUCAUGUCUCGAAGCCCGUCGUGGGCGAAGGAAGACAAACUCCUGACAGGCAGAUGUUCUUCGUGAACUCGCGCCCUUGUGCGUUGCCGCAGAUUGCAAAGGCGUUUAACGAGGUAUACAAAUCGUUCAAUGUCGCCCAGUCGCCUUUUGUCUUUGCCGAUUUCCAUAUGGAUACGAAUGCGUACGACGUAAAUGUGUCUCCUGACAAGCGGACCAUUUUGUUGCAUGAUGCGGGAGCGCUCAUUGAGUCGCUGAAGCAGUCGCUACAAGAGCUGUUUGACUCGGUCGAUCAAACGGUGCCUCAGUCGCAGGUUCUUGGGAAGCUACCAAUUGCUAGACAGCGUUCGAUUCCUGAAACUACGAGAGCUACAACUACUGUUGACAAAGAGGAGAUAUCGGUUGGCGAAGAUGCAGAAGAGAGUCCUCUGGUCUCAAAGGAUAGGAUGAAGAGCCUCCCCAGCAAUAUAGAAGCUCGUGAUACACGAACAGACUCCCCUACUAGACGGCCUAUGCCCAGAGAACGGCAAUCAUCGCCUGCUCAAGCACCGAGUUCAAAGUUGCAAGAAGGGUCUCAGUCGCGGACUGCUGAAGACGACAUGUCAGAUGACGAGCUAUUCGUUCCGGAGGACGCUGCACCGCGCCAUAACGACGAGACAUUCGAUGAUAACGAAGAGGGGUCACAAUCACCUAGACAGCCAAGCCGCGCAGCAGAAGAUUCCGAGAGACCGAAUGCCAUACAAAGCGCCUUUGACCGCAUGAGGCCAAGGCGAGUGCCGGCCGAAAUGGCAACUAUUACAAUCGGCAACACGACUGUUACAUCGAUGGUAGGAAGUGGUGUACCAAAGAAGAGAAAUACGAGCAGUGAUUUGACUUCUCGCCCGACUCGAAAGAGGCGGAUUCAUACACCUUCUCGUCCAGGCAUUUUCGGUCAACGUAUGCUGGGCUUUGCAGCCCCAGGGACACAGCUGGAAUCGAUUCAAGAUAAUGAAGACUAUGAAAACGAACAAGAAGACUACGAUGAUGAAGAGGGUUCAGAGGAAGAGGAGGAGGAAGAUAAUGACGAAGAAAUCGAGGAAGAACAAAGUGAAGGUGAAGAGAUGGAAGACGUCUCGCCUUCCUCGCCGCCCGCUGAAAACAUCGCGAGUCAAGCUUCGUUCGAGCGAAAUACUGAUAUUGAAGAGGCGUCCCAGCCUCCAGGCGAGGAUUUGAAUGACGAGAUGAACGACGAAGAGAAGAAGAAACAUGAGGACGCCGAAAUUCAGCGGCUGAUUAAGGAAGCAGAGAAAGCCGCUCAGGCGACCAGUCUCAGCCGGGCAAACAAACUACAUAAAGGUGUCGGUCACCGGGACUCUACCGUGCAUCUUAUGACGACAAUCGACGGGUCACUUUCUGAGAUUCAGUCACGGGUAGACAGGCUCAAAGAUAGUUUGGCUGUCCUCGAACCUGAUAUAUCAGAAGACGAACCUAGCCUAACUCAGGCCGCGGCGGAAGAACGACUCUCGCUGACAGUCACAAAAGACGACUUUGCGCGCAUGCGAAUUCUGGGCCAGUUCAACCUAGGAUUCAUUCUUGCUACUCGAUCCACAGAAUCCAAAGACGAACUGUUCAUCAUAGACCAGCAUGCGUCCGACGAAAAGUACAACUUUGAGCGCCUGCAAUCCGAGACAGUCGUCCAGAACCAGCGCCUCGUCCACCCCAAACGUCUCGACCUCACAGCCGUCGAAGAGGAAAUCGUGAUCGAAAACCAGACUGCCCUUGAGAAGAACGGGUUCGUCGUCGACGUCGACGAUAGCGGCGAUGAGCCGAUCGGGCGCCGCUGUCGACUACUCUCUCUACCCCUCAGCAAGGAAGUCGUCUUUGAUGUCCGCGACCUCGAAGAGCUCAUCGUCUUACUCUCAGAAACAACUUCUGCAAACACGAAGACGGAUGUCCCCCGGCCCAGCAAAGUGCGAAAGAUGUUCGCCAUGCGCGCGUGCCGGUCUAGUAUCAUGAUCGGCAAGACCCUGACGCAGAAGCAGAUGGAGCGUGUUGUGAGGAAUAUGGGGACGAUUGAUAAGCCGUGGAACUGUCCGCAUGGCCGGCCAACAAUGCGCCAUCUCUUUAGCCUGGGGCAAUGGGAUGAGUGGGAUGAGUAUGAAGGGCGAGAGGAUGAUAUUGAACCGGCCGACAGGUUGGAUAUAUGGAGGGAGUAUCUUGCUGACGUGGAAGACGAAUAG